Molecule: messenger RNA, 4223 nt
Organism: Priapulus caudatus
Lineage: Eukaryota; Metazoa; Priapulida; Priapulimorpha; Priapulimorphida; Priapulidae
Product: methylenetetrahydrofolate reductase-like
Exons: 13
Coding region: 389-2482 (697 amino acids)
Biological process (GO): tetrahydrofolate interconversion
Cellular component (GO): cytosol
Molecular function (GO): FAD binding; methylenetetrahydrofolate reductase [NAD(P)H] activity
Source: RefSeq, a predicted model, not a curated record
UGGCUACCGGUAACUGCUGGCUAAAAGUUAUCGCUCUAAGUCUAACGAGUAGAUGACUCUAAGACGUUCAUAAAUGCAUAGAUAUAUCAUAUAUGUCAUAUAUCAUUAGUCUAUGGAGGUGCCAAGCGGAUAAAUCGCAAGUUAGCGAUCCGUCAGGGCAAUCUGUGAUACCGGCAGAGUGAAGUCAAACAGACGAACUAAAACAGCUGAGCUGCUGUUUUGAAAAGAACUCACUCGUGUUUGACUGCAGCCACGGCACGAGCAGUACAGACGACAGGAUCACCAAAAUGUUUGCAGGAUCACCAAUAUUAUAACAUCGGUGAUCCUGCAGGAUCACCGAUGUUAGAAAAGUAUUUUCAACCCUGCUUGACGUCCGCAGCUAGCAGCGAUGGUAAUCGACAGGGUCUCCAGUAACCUCACUUCGUCCACAACGAUGUCGAGCAUUGCCUCGUCUGCUACGAGCGCCGAGGACAGCGACAACUCGAUUUUGAACUCUUCGUCUAAAACCUCGGAUGCAUUCGGGAAUUGCUUCAAGCGUCUUCCGAUGAGGAUCCAGGAAAGGAUGGAUUCUGGUGAUAAGUUCUUUUCUUUGGAGUUCUUUCCUCCGAAGACGUCUAGUGGAGCCGCCAAUCUGCUUGGCCGGAUGGAGCGCAUGGCGCAGGGCGGCCCUCUGUUUGUUGACAUCACCUGGCAUUCUAAGGGCGACCCGGGCAGCAGCAAGGAUACGAGCUCAACGACGAUCGCUGCAGCCGCCUGCAACUACGUCGGCGUCGAAACGAUGCUGCACAUGGCCUGCUGCAACGCGACCGAGACGCAACUCGACAAGUGGCUGCGCAAGGCCAAGGACGUUGGGGUCAAGAAUGUUCUGGCGCUCCGCGGAGAUCCAAUUGGUGACAGAUGGGAGACCCAGGACCAGUUUAACUAUGCCGUCGACCUAGUUCGUCACAUCCGCAAGAAGUAUGGCGAUUACUUCGUUAUCGCCGUUGCAGGUUAUCCCACAGGUCACCCGGAGGCGCAAUCGUACGCGGAGGACCUCAUGCGGUUAAAGGAGAAGGUGGACGCCGGUGCGGACUUCAUCAUUACACAACUGUUCUUCACCGCUGAGACCUACCUCAAGUUCGUCAGCAACUGUCGCGACAUCGGCAUCACGUGUCCGAUCCUGCCUGGAAUUCUCCCCAUCGUGGGCUAUCAAUCGAUGAAGACGAUCGCGACGCUGUCCAAGCUCGAGGUGCCGCAACACAUCCUCGACGCCGUGCACUCGAUAAAGGACAACGACGAGGCCGUGCGACGAUUCGGCGUUGACCACGCCGUCGCGCUCGUGCGCACGCUCUUCGACACUGGCGACGUCGGCGGCAUGCACAUCUACACGAUGAACCGUGAGGCGGCACCCAUCGAGAUCCUCCGCCGCCUCGGCAUGUGGCGCGAUACGCCGCCCGUGCGUGCGCUGCCCUGGAAGCUGACGGCGAACCAUCAGCGGCGCGAGGACGUGCGCCCGAUCUUCUGGAGCUCGCGGCCGCGCAGCUACGUCUACCGCACGCAGGACUGGGACGAGUUCCCGAACGGACGCUGGGGCGACUCGGCGUCGCCGUCGUUCAACGACAUCAGCGACUACUACCUGUUCUACCUGAAGUGUCCGUACACGCGCGACGAGCAGCGGCGCAUGCUCGGCGAGGAGAUCGCAUGUGAGCAGGACGUCUACGACAUCUUCCACUGCUACAUCACGCACCAGCCGAACAAGAACGGCUACAAGGUGUUAAGGAUUCCAUGGAAUGAGGAAGAGCUGGCUCCGGAAACGGACCGCGUUCACGUGGAACUCAGUAAGUGGAACAAGCUCGGAAUUCUGACGACGAACUCGCAGCCAAACGUGAACUGCGAGCCGUCGACUCAUCCCCAGGUCGGUUGGGGCAACCCGGGAGGCUACGUAUUCCAGAAGGCGUAUUUGGAGUUUUUUACAUGCACGGAAAACGUGGAAUGUUUAAAAGAAGUACUUGCAGAGUUUCCCAUGGUCAACUGUCACAUCUUGAACAAUGAUGGUAAGGAGAAUUACACCAACUGUCACAGCAUGGAGCCUAUCGCCGUUACGUGGGGUGUGUUCCCCGGCAAGGAAAUAGUGCAACCAACCGUCGUCGAUCCAAUUAGUUUUAAAUACUGGAAGGAUGAAGCCUUUGAUCUGUGGGCGGAACAGUGGGGAAAGCUUUACCCCGCCGACAGCAGGUCGCGCCGCGUGAUCGACUACAUCAUAGGCAACUACUGCCUUGUCAAUCUCGUCGAUAACGAGUUCCCGGGAAACUGCCUCUGGUCGCUGCUCGAGCGCAUGGCUGAGGUGCGACGACUGCGGCUGGAGGCUGCUCACAAGGACUGGUUGAGCGAGGCGCACGACAGCAGCAAGUUUGACAAAGCUUCAUUGGACUCUGGUGACACAGCAGGGAGUGAAGAGAUUGACGUGCCGCCUGGCGAUAUAUCUAAGGUUGUUUCAACCUGAAACCGUCCAUCCACCCAAUUCCCAAUAAUGAAUGCCAAGCAUUUUCAGUAUUUAUCAGCAGCUUUCCUUCCAUUUUACACAAAGUUGCUUGAAGAGUUUAUAGAAAUCGUUUUUAAAAUGAUUGUAACGUUGUGUGUGCGUUCACGAAGCUCAGCGUAUAAACAUGUUUUGUGGUGUUAGCCAUUGCUCAAGGAUAAUGAGGUUAGGUGCGUGUCACUCUGUGCAAGUAAGUGUGCUUCCACACUACCAAAUGUUCUGUGACCAGUCCCACUGAUUUUCCUAGUGUUCAUUGGAUUUUCGUGCAUUAUUUAAUAAUGACACGACUAUCAGUUUGUACUGGUUGUCCUCUUGGUACUAAUUAAUAUUAUAUUAUAUAAUAAUUAAUCUUAAUAUUAUUAAUAUGUGGCAUAUCUCUAAUUCACAUAAAAAAGAAAUUGAAAGUUAUCAUUUAAAAUUGCAAUCCCCCUAAUAAAAAGCUGGCAUAAUAUUCGCAGACAUAUUAUCGUUUCUUAACGUUCGCAUAAAAAUGUCCCAAUGAAUAAUGCAACAUUUAGCAUGAACAAACCUUGAAAUAAAUUGAUGAAUAUAGUUAAUAAAAUGUAAACAAACUGAUAUGUCUGUUCGUUAAAAAUAUCCUUGAGCAUGUGUGUGCUGUAGGUGGUACCCUCUUGGUAAAGUAGCAUUCAGAAAAUAAUCUCUUUAUCAAACUUACGUUCGUUAAUAGAUUUUGGCACAAUGGUAUGAUUUACGGUUUAUUUGCGUAUUGUUUUGCAUGGCCUGCACAAAUAUAUGCCACGAAUGUACAAAUAUAUGCACAGAGAUGGUAACCCUCUCAGGAGUAGAUGUAUAGUUCCAACAAAGCAUACAGGAUGCUUUUCUCGAUGUAAACAUUGGAACUCGUGAAUCAAUACAGCUUUUGUGGUGAGUCCUGUAUCUCAUAAAUAUAUUGUUAUGCUCAAAGUGCACACACAGAACACUACGUUGAUUUGCUACACAGAGAUUUCGGGGGGAGGGGAGCAUGCCCCGCCUGUAAAAUGCACCCUAAUAAGAAUCUGGUCCCGUUUGCAUAAAGCUAUGGCAACAUUACGAUACUCUAACGUUGUACACUAGAAAACGAAACCACGACCCAUCAGAUAUCACGAACCAUGAUAUCUGAUGUACCACGAUGUACAAUCGACAAGGUGGGUAUAAUUUUAAAAAUGGGUAUGAGAUUUAAGAUAGAGAUUUUCUUGAUGAAAUGGUGUAGGGAACAUGUGAACAUGUAACAGUUGUGGCGUUUGAUGAAUUAAAACGCAUUCAUAUUGUAUCCGCAUUCGCAUUCGCAUGAAUUAAAAUGUAUUCAUAUUGUAUCCUGUCGAUGGAAAGUCUAUGGAGGCUGGUUAAUUUAUGACUGGUAACUGAAAACGAGUGUCACUAUGUGCAUGUUUAUGUAAUGUUAGUAUCUAGAUGUUUAGCUAAACCAAGUGAAAGUUUAUAUUAAAUUUUUAAUCACACCUGUUAGUUUGACCUAUCAUAUAAACUACUUCCUCUCUCGUAGAUAGCUGUUGUGUAAUUAUCAAUGAUUAUCAUUAUUUUUCACAACACUCCUGGUAGGGAGCAGUGUCAUCUUAUUUCGCAGGAUUUGAUUUCAAAUGGUCGUUAUUUUUUAAAUCAGUUCAUCAUGUCUCGUUCAUUUCUGUAGUGCACAGAUGGUACGUGCUGGUCAAUAAACUGUGUCACACUAAAUAUGCUGAGAAGUGGA